This is a messenger RNA of Emiliania huxleyi CCMP1516, 585 nucleotides long. RefSeq lists its product as hypothetical. The transcript is spliced from 4 exons. Gene Ontology annotation, molecular function: RNA polymerase II CTD heptapeptide repeat phosphatase activity. NCBI's taxonomy places the organism in Eukaryota, Haptophyta, Isochrysidales, Noelaerhabdaceae. The coding region runs from base 1 to 585 and encodes 194 amino acids. The record is from RefSeq and is a predicted model, not a curated record.
AUGUGGGGAGCUCUAGGCGCCGAAGACACCAUCCUCAUCGUGGACGAUUCGGCCGCAGUGCACGCGCCGCAGCUGCUCGUCCCGCGGCGCUACCACUUUUUCGACGCGUCCGCCGCCCGCGACCGCAACACCGACCGAUCGCGGGGGCCGCCGCGAGGGCUGCUCUCCCGCGGCAAGGACGCGUCUGCGGAGCGCGGGCAGUUCUGGCCGACGUAUUUCGACGAGUCUGCGGAGCGCGGGCAGCUCGCGGCGCUGCAGCGCGCGCUGACGGCGAUCCACGCCGCCUACUUUGAGCGGACGGCCGAGCGCCACUACGCGUGGCGGCUCGCCGUCGAGCUCGGCGCGGCCGUCUCGGCCACCGCCACCGACGCGGUGACUCACGUGGUGGCCGGCGCCGCGGGGACCGACAAGGCGCGCUGGGCCGCCUCGCGCGGCAAGGCCGUCGUCGGGCUCGAGUGGCUGCUGGAGUGCGGCUACUUGUGGCGGCGCGAGCCGGAGAAGGCCUACCCCCCGCCGGCGGUGCCUUCCGACGCGGCGCCACUGGGGCUCUCGCGCGAUACCCUGCCGCCGCCAAGGGUAGGCUGA